This is a messenger RNA of Nelumbo nucifera (sacred lotus), 1510 nucleotides long. Its product is annotated as nicotianamine synthase. Gene Ontology annotation, biological process: nicotianamine biosynthetic process. Lineage: Eukaryota; Viridiplantae; Streptophyta; Magnoliopsida; Proteales; Nelumbonaceae. Gene Ontology annotation, molecular function: nicotianamine synthase activity. The record is from RefSeq and is a predicted model, not a curated record.
UCUCUAAGCAGGAAGAGCAGUGCAUGUCGGUCAUCUUUGAGAGACUCUAUCCUCAUAGUGUCGACAUGGGCUGCGAGGAAGAGACAUUGGUACAAAAGAUAUGUGAGAUCUACCACCAGAUCUCCAAGCUGGAGUCCCUAAAGCCAUCCAAGGAUGUCAACACUCUCUUCACACAGCUUGUGCUCACAUGCAUACCAGAAAGCUCCAUUGAUGUCGACAAGUUGUGUGAGAACGUGCAGGACAUUCGGUCCAAGCUCAUUAGACUGUGUGGGGAAGCUGAGGGCCUCCUGGAAAGCCAUUACUCCACCAUCUUAGGAUUCAGUGGUGACAACCCUAUUCACCACCUCAACAUCUUCCCUUACUAUAACAACUACCUUAAGCUCAGCCAACUUGAGUUCAACAUACUCACCGGCCACUGCACUCAUCUUCCCACUCAGGUCGCCUUUGUGGGAUCUGGUCCCCUUCCUCUAACCUCCAUUGUUUUGGCCUCCCUUCACCUCAGGACCGCCACCUUCCACAACUAUGACAUCGACCCGUCGGCCAACUCCCUGGCCCAUCGCCUGGUCUCCUCUGAUUCUGAUUUAUCAAACCGAAUGUUCUUUCACACUACUGAUAUCAUGACUGUCUCCAGUAGCCUCCGGGACUACGAUGUUGUCUUCUUGGCAGCUCUGGUGGGCAUGGACAAGCAGGAGAAGACUCGAAUCAUCGAUCACCUGGCCAAGCACAUGGCCCCUGGAUCCCUCUUGAUGCUGAGGAGCGCCCAUGGUGCUCGAGCUUUCCUCUACCCUGUUGUGGAUCCUGACGAUCUCCACGGCUUUGAGGUGUUGUCCGUCUUUCACCCAACUGACGAGGUCAUAAAUUCGGUUGUUAUUGCCCGUAAAUACACAAACAAUAAGCCCAUCGUCCAUUCACUGGACCAGCAGGGCCUAGCAGUUGCAGGCUCCAUCAUCUUCCCUAGUAAAUGUUCUGAGAUCGAAGCCUUCAAUCCCCUCAACCAUGGGAACAUGAUUGAAGAACUGGCCGUCGAGGAGCAACUUUCUUGAGCUCUGUCUCAUCCCUUGAUCAUCUUCUCUCUUCCAUCAGUAAAAACCCAGUUGAAAUUAGUGCCCUUCCCUGAGCUAAUUGCUUCAUAUAUACAUAUAUACUUGUCUUGUCUAACUGAUCACUAUGGAUUUGCAUCGUCAAGUUUCCUGAGAGUGUAUGUUGUGUCUUCAUUUGCAUCUUAUAUAUGAGUUAUGUCCUAUGUCGUCGUCUAAAGAAAUAAAACACCCAGUUGCUAUAUGUACUGAAAUUUUCCUUUCUUUAGCUUUCUUUUGCUUUUGAAGAAACAAAACAAGAUCGAUCGAUGUUCUAUAUAUAUGAUUAAGUGCAUUUUCUAGCAUGGAUGCAUCAUGUUGCAUCCCCAUGCAUGAUGUAAUGAAUGCUUUUUGUGUAUGGAAGAAUGAAUAUGGAUAUGUCAUAUGUGAUGAAACAAAUAUAUUAAAGAACUUGUGCCAUGUAUUUGCUGUUA